GCCAGAAACACCCACCUGCUGCAGGAAGCUGGAAAUAUCCGGCGGGAAUACCGGCACUCAAGCCAAGGGGAGAGCAGACAUGGACACCAGGCCAUUGGCGAACCACAGCUCGAGUACACACCGGCAGGCCAGCCCCCCGACUGAGACGAGCAGCUACCCGACACUGAGUAAUGGUGAAUGCCUCUGCUGCCAGAUUCCCCCCAUACUUCCCAAUCGUGAAGGGCCAAAGCAGCG
Molecule: messenger RNA, 234 nt
Organism: Pelobates cultripes (western spadefoot toad)
Lineage: Eukaryota; Metazoa; Chordata; Amphibia; Anura; Pelobatidae
Source: the annotation of a GenBank genome assembly